Molecule: messenger RNA, 897 nt
Organism: Chaetomium globosum CBS 148.51
Lineage: Eukaryota; Fungi; Ascomycota; Sordariomycetes; Sordariales; Chaetomiaceae
Exons: 4
Coding region: 1-897 (298 amino acids)
Source: RefSeq, a predicted model, not a curated record
AUGGCGCCCGAACGGCUGCGCUGCCAGCAGGGCGAGUGGAAGACUCGCGACCAAUUUUCCAAUCGGCAGCUCUCCAAGUAUGACCGAAACGAAAAGGCGACGCCGUCCAAGACUGGAAUCCGCUGCGUUGAGCACUCCGGCGGGCCCGUGAAUGAACUGACCUGCAAGGGCCCUUGCGGUCUUAAAAGAGACAGGCGCUUCUUCAGCAAGCGCACUAUCCAGCAUGAUACUUUUUGGUGCGUCCAUUGUACGGAGUGGAAGCUCCGAACGGAGACCGGAGAGUCGCUGCCGGCGCCGGGCGCCCAGCUGUCGAUCGAGGAAGUCAGGCCUCCGUCGGGAAACAAUCCGACGUUUGACAACUAUGACGCGGGCCUGGACGGCGUUGAGUCCACUGUUGGGACCGAGGAUACUUGCUCGGUGGUUAUGUCGGCGGCGGAGCCCAGCGAAAGCAUCCUGGAGACGGAGCCGAUCCAAUACGGCAACUGGUCGGACGGCUUGAUUCCCCAGCACCUUGCACAGGUGCAGACGAGACCGCCACACUGGCUAAUUCCCGUUUCGGACGGACCGCUGACGGGAUGCCUGCAGUUGGAGACCUCGACAGUCGACAACACUUCGGUUGCUGGAAGCGACAUGACUUCGACUCAAGGCGGAGCCGGCAGAGCGCCUGUCGCAUUUAAUGCUUGGGGCCCGAACGGCGAAUAUGCUCGCAUGACCAAGACACCAACACUCGCAUCGGGAAGCACCCGCACAGUGACGACUGCACACAGCGAGUCUGUGAGGGAGAACAGGAGUGGCUGGGCCAAGGUGCCGACCCGCAAGCACGCACCACAGCUGCCUAGCUACCUAAAGUCGGUGACGGGCGGCGCAGACAGCGGCCCAAGCCGCCGUUCGGGUUAG